This is a messenger RNA of Stylonychia lemnae, 1326 nucleotides long. Lineage: Eukaryota; Ciliophora; Spirotrichea; Sporadotrichida; Oxytrichidae. The record is from the annotation of a GenBank genome assembly.
AUGUUCUCAGAGUAAGCAACAUUUAGUUUAACGGAAUCCAUUCUAACAAUCAAGCAAUCAGGCGAUAUUUUUGCAGUUCACAAAAAAUUGGAAUCUAUUAUGACUGAUUUUCUCCUUAAUCUGACUGAAAAUGAGGCUAAAGUGAUUUCCCUUAAUAUAUUGGAAAAAUUUGAAGAGUAGUAGAUUGAGUAAAAUAAGGGUGUGAGACAGUCAUAAAACUUUCAAGUUAAACCCUAACCAAGUCCUAUAAGCCAAAGUCAUGUCAACAAUAACAAUGUCUCAGCUUAAUUAAAAUUUAAGGACUCUGACAAUUUGCUUUCAAGAAAAAGAAGUCACGACAACACAAACGCCUCAUAUCUUGAUCAGCCAACCAAUAUUAUGAAAAGCAUAAUGCCAAAAAGUGCUAACAAGCAACUCAAUACUAAUAGAUCUAGUGUUGCUAAAGAUGUAAGAAAGCCAGUUGCAUAAAUUCAGCUAAUCAAUAAAACCCACAUUCCAAAUACUACUGCUUUAACCAGAAGAAGCUCAAUAAUAAAUGUUGAUAAACCCUCACGUGAUAGUACCUCCAGGGAAUAAUUCUAUGACUAUCUCUUCAAAGAGGGCGAGAAAUCUUAAAAAGUAAGAGUUUUUGAGUAGCAAAAAAUGGUCUAAGAGCUAUAAAACUGUACUUUUAAGCCAGCAAUAAUACCUUUAAUGAAGAAUAGGAGUAACUCAUCUCUAAAUAUGAAUCAUUCUUAAAAAGACAGAUCAUUCAAUGAAGCUCAAGAUCAUGCAGAUGUUCAUAAUAGACUUUAUCAAAAAUAAGAGGAGAUUAAGCAGAAAAAAGAGCAACUGAAGAGUGAAUUCACAAAACAUGACUUAAGGGAAUGUACAUUUUAGCCUAAUAUAGGUAAAAAGCCAGAAAUACGUAGAGGAGAUUGUGAUUCGAUAGACAACUUUGGAUUUAACAGAAGUACAUCUCCUGUGAUAAGAGUAGAGAGCAGAUUUUCACAAAUAUAGAGUGUACUCAAAGAUACUUAGAAUAGUACUAAUAAGAAAGAAAGGCUUUUCAAAAGAAUUCUUAAUGAAACUGCUGUAAACAAGGCUUCAAAUGACAAUAGUUAGUUAGGAGUCAGCGGUUUAGGUAAAUUCAGAUAUUCCUAGGAGAAUACAGCGAAGAAGGGAAGUGCAAAGGCGAACAAGAGUAAUGGGGUUCAUCACAAUAGAAAUUACAGCUAUGCUGAUAAUGCUAAACUCAUGCAUAUGCUUAAAUCCAGCGAGGCUAAAUCCACUCUAGACUUCAACACGAUCAGCGCAUCUUCAAACAUCAGUCUGAAUUAUAGAUGA